AUGAAUUUCGACGCAAGAGUCUUCCUUUUCGCAAUUCUACAAGCCCGCAAGGCAUUCGAAGAUUACGCCGACGAAAGACCCUCCCGUGGUGCUGAAGCAACCAGAGGUGUACACACACCCAGCUCGAAUCAUCAACUCUCGCGACUGAUACUUCGUGUUCAAACUCUUCAUUUCCAAGCAAAGAAUGAAACAACCAUAUUGUCUACAACCAUCUCUCGAGGGGUGAAAUUGUGGCAGGAUAUCGAGAACUGGGAAGGAUUCGACGCUGGAACCUUAGCCGGCGAUGAAGAAAUGAAGUGGUUAUACCAAUCUUCACUUUUCAUUUGGCUUCAUUUGAUCGUUUAUCCCGAAAGUAUCGAAACUGAAAAGCUUCAACAACUGGCGACUCCAGGAAUUGAGCAUUUCAAAAACCUCUCUUCGUCCCAGGCACCAGCACUCUUACUUUUUCCAAUAUUCUUUCACGGCCUAAUCUGUAGAAAGGACCUAGAUCGUCAAAUUACUAUGGAGGCAUUCUCAAAGCUAAUACCUGGAGGUGAUGAAAGUCACUUUAGGAUAUUUGAGGCUACGAUCACAUGGUGCUGGAGAAAUUAUGAUCAUGGGGCUGUUCGAAGCUGGGACUGGACUGAUCGGGUUUCACCCUCGUUCAUUUCCUCACAUCCGGCAUUUGAUUGA
Penicillium manginii is the source of this 672-nucleotide messenger RNA. RefSeq lists its product as uncharacterized. NCBI's taxonomy places the organism in Eukaryota, Fungi, Ascomycota, Eurotiomycetes, Eurotiales, Aspergillaceae. The coding region runs from base 1 to 672 and encodes 223 amino acids. The record is from RefSeq and is a predicted model, not a curated record. The transcript has a single exon.